Molecule: messenger RNA, 2527 nt
Organism: Brienomyrus brachyistius
Lineage: Eukaryota; Metazoa; Chordata; Actinopteri; Osteoglossiformes; Mormyridae
Product: glycine receptor subunit beta
Exons: 10
Coding region: 313-1803 (496 amino acids)
Biological process (GO): chemical synaptic transmission; signal transduction; chloride transmembrane transport
Cellular component (GO): postsynaptic membrane; synapse; neuron projection
Molecular function (GO): extracellularly glycine-gated chloride channel activity; neurotransmitter receptor activity; transmembrane signaling receptor activity
Source: RefSeq, a predicted model, not a curated record
GUGCAGGGGCUCGUGCUCCAUCUUGGUCACCCCGAAGACCGGCCGAAAUAUAAUACGGACGGGAGGGGAGGGGGCAUGUGGAAAUAGAAAGGGACUGACUGAUAGAUGGUAAUAUGGUCCAUCGGAAGUUAAAACUCUAAUUUCCCGUUGUGUGCUUGUCAUACGUAGCUGCAUAAGGAAACAGGAAGCGCUCGAUUACUUUUGAUGGUGAUCUCCUGUCCGGGCAAUUGGUUGUAUUGCAUCCUUUGCCAUUAAUUUUAGAGAGCAAGAUCGUUUGGAGAUCAUCACAAUAUCUUGCUUUUUUGGGGGAGAAUGCGGCCAGAGAUGUGGCUGGUGAGACUGGAACUCCUGCUGCUGGUCUGCUCUCUGUGGGUGGCGGCAGGUUCCGCCAAGGAGAAAACCACCAAGAAGGGGAAGAAGGGGAAGCAGGUGAUCUGUCCCUCACAGCUAUCAGCAGAGGACAUUGCCAGAGUUCCUGGGAAUUCCACGAGCAACAUCUUAAACCGGCUACUGGUUACUUACGAUCCCAGAUUUCGGCCCAACUUUCAAGGAAUCCCAGUGGAGGAUAAAGUUAACAUUUUCAUAAACAGCUUUGGCUCCAUCCAAGAAACGACCAUGGAUUACAGAGUAAACAUCUUCCUGAGGCAGAGGUGGAACGAUCCUAGACUCAGGCUCCCCACCGAUUUCAAAUCAGACUCCCUCACCGUCGACCCCAACCUGUUCCAGUGCCUCUGGAAGCCUGACUUGUUCUUCGCGAACGAAAAGAACGCCAACUUUCACGACGUGACGCAGGAAAACAUCCUCCUGUUCAUUUUCCGCAACGGUGAUGUGCUUAUCAGUAUGAGGUUGUCUGUCACUCUGUCCUGUCCUCUGGAUUUGACUUUGUUUCCGAUGGACACCCAGAAGUGCAAGAUGCAGCUGGAAAGCUUUGGCUACACCACAAAUGACCUUAAGUUCAGCUGGCAGUCAGGCGACCCAGUGCAAAUGGAUGAAAUUGCACUGCCCCAGUUUGACGUAAAGCAGGAAGACAUCGAGUAUGGAAACUGUACCAAGUACUAUAAAGGGACAGGCUACUAUACCUGCGUAGAGGUGAUUUUUACUCUGAGGCGGCAGGUCGGCUUCUACAUGAUGGGUGUCUACGCCCCCACCCUCCUCUUAGUGGUGAUCUCGUGGCUGUCCUUCUGGAUCAACCCGGAUGCCAGCGCUGCCAGGGUUCCGUUAGGUAUCCUAUCAGUGCUGUCGCUGUCCUCUGAAUGCACGGCUCUGGCCGCCGAGCUCCCCAAAGUGUCCUAUGUGAAGGCCAUCGACAUCUGGCUCAUCGCCUGUCUGCUAUUUGGCUUUUCCUCGCUGGUGGAGUACGCCGUAGUCCAGGUCAUGCUCAACAGCCCCAAACGCAUCGAGGCCGAGAAGGCCAAGCUGGCCAGCAAGGAGAAGGCCGAGGGCAAGACCCCGGCCAAGAACACCGUCAACGGCACGGGAGGGACACCCAUGCACGCCAACGCACUCCAGGUGGUGGAGACCAGGUGCAAGAAGGUGUGCACCUCCAAGUCCGACCUGCGGUCCAACGACUUCAGCAUAGUGGGGUCGCUGCCCCGAGACUUCGAACUCUCCAAUUUCGACUGCUACGGAAAGCCUAUAGAAGUGGACGGUGUUGGUAAAUCACAGGCGAAAAACAACAAGAAGCCAGCUCCUCCGAAGCCGGUCAUCCCGUCUGCAGCCAAGCGGGUCGACCUUUACGCUCGGGCCCUCUUCCCCUUCUCCUUCCUAUUCUUUAAUGUCAUAUAUUGGUCUGUCUACUUGUGACGACCUUGUGAGGGAUGCAGCUUCCUGCGAGAACCUCCGUGCACUUUGCGCUACCUCUGUGGUGCGGUUUGUUUUCUUCUGUUCGGUUUCUUUAACGUGUGUUUAGCAAUAAAUGCAGAAUAGUCGCUUAUUUUAUAGUUGGAGCUUCUAGGGUGAGGGGAUUAAAAUAAUAAACAAAAACAGCAUAAUUCGCUAUAUGCAAAAGCGCUUUGCUCUUAGUUCGGGUAGACGGCUUGACGAUGCAUCGCGUGGGCCUAAUGUGGCGUGUAUGUUCUGGAAGGUCAGAAACCUGCUUCUGAAACGGAUCUUGAGUGACUGCUCCCUGCAUAUGUCCCUCCGUGACAGAAGGUGUGGGAGAGGCUGUAGUCACGUUACGAGCUCUAUAUCCAAGCUGAUAGCACUUUAAAGCAAAUGCACGUUUAAAAAUGUAUAUUUGUAUGCAUAUAUAACUAUGAAUGUAUAAUUCAUCUACGCGUAAAUCGGCAAAAGAUAUGAGAUAGGUGUAUGGAUACUUUUUAGAAAGAUGCGAUAGUUUGUUUAUUCAUUGAAGGUCGAUAUUUCAGCUACUGAAAUGGCAGCGGCGAUUCACCCCGGGCAACAGAUGGCAAUUUGCCGCAAUAAAACGGCGACGCAUCCAAGCGGAUGCGAGGAAUGUGUCACCUUUAUAGGUGAGGGGGGAGAGCCGCGUCCCUUUGAGGCAAUAAAGACAACGUAAUUGAAAGAA